Ixodes scapularis (black-legged tick) is the source of this 781-nucleotide messenger RNA. Its product is annotated as luciferin 4-monooxygenase. The record is from RefSeq and is a predicted model, not a curated record. Gene Ontology annotation, molecular function: CoA-ligase activity. NCBI's taxonomy places the organism in Eukaryota, Metazoa, Arthropoda, Arachnida, Ixodida, Ixodidae. The transcript has 5 exons. Bases 5 to 781 code for a protein of 258 amino acids.
CACAAUGUUUGGGGUCUGCACUGGAACAACCACUGUAAUGUGGAAGCCGGAUGCACCCAUGACGGAAGUGGCCGGGGCCAUAAAAAGACACAAGAUCACAGCUGUUGUCUGUUUUCCCGUCAUGCUACACAAACUCUCCGAGCACGUUGAACUCACAGGCGUUACCUUGGAUACGGUGAAAAAGAUCUUAUUCACCGGAGGCUGCAUUCCGACCACACUGGGCAGGAAGAUCCGUUCCCAGUUCUCCCUCGAAUGCUUCCGGAACUUGUACGGCCUCUCGGAAGCGCUCAGUCCCGCCUGCAUGCCGUCUUGGGACGAGACCGACUGCAACAACAUCGGCUUCCCAUCGGGCUUGGUGCAGCUGAAGGUUGUGGACGUGGAAACCGGUCUGCCAGUUGGUCCGUACAGGACAGGAGAGUUGCACAUCAAGGCUCCGACCGUCACUCGCGGCUACAGCCGUAAAACAGGAACCGUUAGCGCAGUCGACGAAGGUGGCUGGUUGGCAUCUGGCGAUCUUGUUUACUACAACGAGGAUGGCCGUUUUUAUUAUUACGAACGGAUGAAGAGCCUGAUAAAGUGCCUGGAUUACGAAGUGUCCCCUUCCGAGUUGGAGGAGAUUCUGCUGAGUAAUCCUUUUGUUGCCGAGGCCGUGGUCGUCGGUGUCCUUCAUCCGGAGUUUGGCGAAGUGGCGAAAGCCUUUGUCGCUCUCAAGGAUUCAGCGCGUCCAGGCAUGAGUCCUACAAGCGAGGAACUUCAAGAGUUCGUAGCAGUUGAGGCUUAG